Molecule: messenger RNA, 3341 nt
Organism: Mytilus trossulus (common blue mussel)
Lineage: Eukaryota; Metazoa; Mollusca; Bivalvia; Mytilida; Mytilidae
Product: neuroendocrine convertase 2-like
Exons: 17
Coding region: 413-2182 (589 amino acids)
Biological process (GO): protein processing
Cellular component (GO): Golgi membrane; trans-Golgi network
Molecular function (GO): serine-type endopeptidase activity
Source: RefSeq, a predicted model, not a curated record
UACAUAAAUGUCGUGCGCAUUAAAAACGGAAGUGUCUAGUUUCAUUUUGUAGUUUACUAGUUAUUUUUAUUAAUUAAAGUUUUUAUGGAAAGGAAUCGUUCAAGGCAUCUCAGUAAACCCAAAUUAGUUUUAAUAGAUAGCAGGAUAUCAAUUAGUACAACCGAUAUCUUAAAUUGAAAUGGAGGGGUGUAUAAGAUUAAGUUAUCCAUCGGUGAGUCAGUCUUUCUUGGAAUUAUAAAUUACACCUUUUCUGCAAUUUUGACUUACAUGUGUCAUUGGUAAAUUGAACCACAAGUUUCGUAAAGCUGUCAGGAUUUGAAGGUGCAAUAUUGAUGUUACAACUAAUCAAACAAGAGGGUGUAUUAAGAGUCAGAAGCAGCAUAUGAUCUAAUUUGGUGUUUAAAACUACACAAUGGUCCUAUUUUCCCCAGACAGCAAGAAUUGGUUGUCAUCUGUUUAUCUUUGCAUUUAUUAUAUGAUAUUCAUACAGCUGUGUCAGCUUGUCGAAUCACAGAACUGUUAUACAAACAUUGAAGAUGAAUUAUGGCCUUUACAGUGGUAUCUGUAUAACACAGAAGCAGACAAGUAUGACAUGAAUGUUUUACCUGCCUGGGGAAGUUGUGUGAAUGGUACUGGUGUUACAGUUGGCGUAGUGGAUAAAGGUGUUCAAGAUCAUAUUGAUCUGAAAAUUAAUAGAAGAUUUGAUUUUAACAAUGCUAAUGAAGGAUCAGUUACAUCCUAUCAACAUGGUACUAGAGUAGCUGGUGUUAUAGGAGCUCUGAAGAAUAAGAAUUUUACAAUUGGGAUUGCUUUUGGGGCAGAAAUAGCAGAUAUAAAGAUAGCUUCUACAGCUGUUUGGGAUACGUUUGAUGUGAGAGCAUUUUAUCAUCAUAUGCAAAGUAUUGAGGUUUACUCCUGCAGUUUUGCUAAUUUUCAUACUGGCACUAAAACAUACAAGUUAGAGAAGAAUCAAGAGGAUGCAUUCAUAAACGGAACUACUGAGGGCAGAGGAGGCCUUGGAUCUGUCUAUGUUUUUGCUACAGGAAACAGUGGUGAUGAAAAAGAUAUAAGUGUAGAUAGCUGUGCUUAUGACAGACUGGUUACCAAUAGAUAUGUUAUUUCAGUAGCAGGAAUACAGCAUGAUUUAAGUAAAGUUCCGAAUGGAGAAGCUUGCAGUGCAAUGAUGGUAGCUGCUUUCACUGCUAAGGGUGGAGCCCAAGAUCAUAAAAUAGUAACAACAGAUGUUGGGAAUAAAUCUACAGAAUAUUUUAACCAGAACUCAGCAGCAGCUCCAAUGGUGUCAGGUGCAGUAGCUCUUGCUCUCAGUGCCAAUCCCAAACUAUCAUAUCGUGAUGUGAUGCACCUUCUUGUUCACACAUCUAGGGGAGAUCUGCCUGGAUUUAAAAAAGGAGGAAACUAUUUUAAAAAGAAUGCAGCAAACUUAUCAGUUUCCUCAUAUUUUGGAUUUGGCCUGCUGGAUAUAGGAGCACUUGUUCAAAGGAGUCAAGUUUGGAAAAACGUACCAGCAAGGAAGAGCUGUAAUUCAGACAUGAGGGAUAAUCCAGGUUUUGAGAAUGUUUUAGUUAAUGUAAGAUUGUGUGCCAUCAGUUACACAGAACAUGUUGAAGUAACACUAAAGGUAAAUUACCAAAGUGCUGGACAAAUACAGUGGGAUCUAAUAUCACCUUAUAGAACUAAAUCUACAAUACUUCCAGGCAGGUUGUUGGAUUCAACAAGAUAUAUGAAUCUGACUGUCUUAACUGUUCAGAUGUGGGGAGAGAACCCUAAUGGAUUCUGGAGAUUAGAACCUACAGCUCGUUUUGGUAGCAAUUUAGAUGGUGGUAGAGUGGAGCUUAUCAGUCUAAAAAUACAUGGGUUUGACUGUUCAUUGUCUGACUUAAGAUGCUUAGAGCCUGCUGUACAAGACGAUUCGUUUUUCACCUUACCACCCCCAUCUGAAGUUACUACAGAUAUACCAGAUAAACCAUCUGAAAAUGCUAAAUCUAUCAAUUAUGCUGUCAUUAUAAUAGUGGUGGUAGCAUCUAUAUUUGUAGUCCUUAUAGUCAUACUGUUUAUUCUCAAGAGAAAGAAAAAGUUGUGUUUUAAAGAAAGAUUGAGAUCAGAGAAUUCAGGGAAUUUAGUGGAUUACCCAACAGAACAGCAUAUACCUCUGAAAUGUUAGCUUUACAAAGAAUGACAAUAGUAUGUCUAUAUCUAAAUGAUAAUGGCAAUUUAGGCCAACUGCCAUUCUUACAGAGGUGUCUGGUUGUUAUGAAAAAAAGAUAUUGUAAGCAGUACAUAUACAAUAUAUAUAUUUAAGGUUGUUUUUAUUUUAAAUACUAAGCAGGGUGUACCAAUCAUGAGAAAUGUAAUAUCCUACUUAUAAUAGAAGUGUUUUCUGAUUGAAGUUGACCUUAUGACAAUUUACCAUGUGUUCAGAUAAAGUAUGUUCUUGCUGCAAAAAAGCCCUGGUGUUGUAAAUGUCUCAAUGUUAAACUGCCAUUUAAAAAUCGAUAAAUUGGUCCCUAGGAAUUAUAUGCAAACUAUGCAGGGACAUCUAUAGCAAGUCUCAAUUAUAUAAAUAAAUGCAUAUAACCAAGUUUGUAGUUAUGGUUUAGGCUCCUUAACUAAAAAGUCAGCCUUCUGGUGACUAAAAUGACUUGCAUAUGGAUUUUUUAAUUGGCAUGACUUGUGCAGAAUUCUAUGUAAUUUGGAAAAUUUCCAUUUUGAAAUAUGAUAAAUAUGUUAUGGGCAAUCCCACCUACUGCAUAUUGCUGGAAUAUCGUCAUUUAUGAGUACAAAUUGGGAAUAACAAAAACAAAUACCCAAUAAAUAGUUAGACAGUGUUUGAAUAGCAAAAAAUCCAUUUUAUAGAUUGUGACUAUAGAAAAUUUUAUCAUUUACUUGGAAAGUAAUGAUAUGGUCCCAAUAUGUUUUUACUUUUUAUGUGUAGAUCAGCAAGAAUUAUUUGCAAAUUUAUAUUAAAAAUGUUUUGUGUUAUACUUAUCUAGUCAGCCAAAUAUCUAAGGAUCUGAUAUAGACAUUGAAACAUAUAUAGCUACUAGCUAAAUAAACAAGUAUAGCUACUAGCUAAAUAUUUAACCAAAGUCCAUAUUUUCUCAUACUUCCUCUUUAGAGUUGGGUGUUUUUUGCCAAAAGAAAUACAAAUUCAUAGUUAUGUUGAUUAGAAUAGGCCCCUUCUCAACUAGUUUGGCCAUAUUAAAAAGUUGCAGAAUUUCAUAAUGGAGGUAAAACUGGUCUGAAAAAUAUGUGAAAACAUCAUUAAAACAAAGAAGAUGCUCGGAAACAUACAUAGAUUUCCCACUAUCUCAUGCUAUUUC